UACUAGGAAACCCAGUCGUGUGCCGAAUAUCAGUAUACCAUCGAUCGCCCAGUUGAGCGGACGCAAAUCGCGAGUUUGAACCUCUUAUUGUAAAUAUUAAAAUCCUCAGUGCUAUACGAUGGGUCUGAGAAAUUCUAAGACAAAGCAGACCUAUGAAGUGAAAACUUCGGAGCCAGCACCACAGGCACAACUGAACUCUGACCCCCCAGCUCCGGUUACCAAGUCGGAACCAGAGAUUGAUCGUAGCAACUUGGUGCCCAAAUGGCUGAAUGAAACGCAAUUUGAGGAAUUUCUAACUACAAAUGUAGCUGAGUUCUCCAAAAUAGUGGGUUUCCGGGUUAAGCCCGCCUUGUCCCCCGGCGAAAACUAUGCCACUCUUAUGCUGAGGAUCAGCAUAGAUGUGGAGCUCACUGACAAGAGCACCAAGCUGGUAUCCUUUAUGAUGAAAGUUCCUCAUGAAACUCCGCAAAUGGAUCAAAUGAUGGCCCUUGCUAACUUUUUUAACAGCGAGAACAUGGCCUAUAUUGACAUUCUACCGAAAUUGGAGGAGCUCUAUAAGACCAAGGGUAUGGAUAUUAAUUUCGCUCCGCGAGCAUUCCGACUGGACUCCACCAAGGAGCCCAAGCUGGCCAACACGGUGCUGAUGAACGAUCUUGGCCAGAAUGGGUAUAAGAAUUUAAAUCGUCUGGAGUGCCUGAACUUGGAACAAACCAAGUUUGCCCUUACAAAAUUGGCUCAGUUCCAUGCAGCCGGUGCUAUGAUGGUUCAGGUUAAUGGACCCUAUCCUGAUGUGUUCAUUCACGGCAUUAUGGGAGAUAACAUGGAGGCCAUAAUGGCUUUUAUGGAAGGAAUGUUGGGAUCUUUUCGAACGGCGUUUUUGGCCAAUCUAAAUAAGUUCAAGAACGGAGAAGCCCAUCGCGAGAAGCUGGAAAAAAUUCUUUCUUGCCUAACUACUGAGUUCAUGAAAAUCGGUGUCAUAGAUAAAGAUGAGUUCAAUGUUCUGAACCAUGGCGAUUGCUGGAUGAAUAAUCUGCUGUUCAAGGUGGACUCCCAGGGGAAUUUGGAGGACAUGGUCUUUGUCGAUUUCCAGAACCCCAAAUACGGCACCAACACCAUGGACUUACUCUACUUUAUCAUGACUUCGGUCCACAUAGACUACAAGCUGGAUUACUUUGACUUCCUAGUCAGGCAUUAUCACGAACAGCUGACCAAGCACUUGGAUAUUUUGGGAUUUACUGGACACAAGCCAUCCUUAAGAGAAAUGCACAUUAAGAUGAUCAAGUACGGAGGAUGGGUUCUAUUCCCAACCAUCGCCGUAUUGCCUGUGGUUCUUCUGGAUCCUAGUGAGUCAGCCACAUUUGAUAAUUUCUUGGGAGACUCCGAAGCUGGCGUUAAUUUCAAGAACUCUUUGUAUGGCAACAAGCGGUAUCAACGAUACAUUGAACGAAUUCUGCCUUGGCUAGAGAAUAGGGGUUACCUGGAACCAAGUACUGAACCAAUCGCAACUCCCGCCGCAUCGAAGCCUCUACAGCAAGCGCAGCCUGAGAAUCCUGACCAGAUCCUGGACUGGCUUAAUGUUAGCGACUUCAAGGAGAUCAUCUCAUCCACCGAACCCAAUUUUGAGAAGAUUGUAGGUGGUUCGUGGAAGUCGGCCACGAAACCUGGUGACAACUUUGCUUCUAAGCUCCUAAAGGUUGAUAUCGAGGCACAGUUAAAAGAUAAUGCCGUCAAGACCUUUUCGUAUAUCCUAAAAGUGAAUACAGCCAGUGACAUGAUUAACUUCGCCGACCUUAACCUGUUUCCCAAGGAGAUCGAGAUGUACAGCACAUAUGUACCCGCUUUUGAGCAGCUCUAUAAGGACGCUGGAUUGCCUGUCACAUUUAGUGCCAAGUCCUUCCGGCUCAGCAAGGAUGUCAGCGAAGAAUUGAUUUUGGAGAACCUGCAGACAGGCGGUUUCAAGAUGUGCGAUCGCAUGAAGGGAAUGGACUUGGAGCACAGCAAGAGCAUUAAGAAAUUGGCUCAAUGGCAUGCAGCCUCUCUGAAAUACAAGGAACUCAAUGGAUCCUACUCGCCGAAAUACAACAAUGGCAUUUUUACAGAACAAACUGCUGCCAUGUUCAAGGGUAUGUUUGCUCAAACGAAGAAGACGUACAUGGAGGAAGUGGCCAAAUUUGAUGGCGUCGAUGAGUAUUGCACAAAUUGUGGUGUUGGACGCCAUGUCGACAAAAUUAUAGAAGACGCCAAAAUCAAUGAGGAAGAGUUCAAUGUGCUCAAUCAUGGCGAUGCCUGGAUCAACAACAUCAUGUUCCAAUAUGACUCGGAGGGACAUGUCAAGGAAACCUUCCUACUGGAUCACCAACUAACGAAAUACGGAAAUCCUGCCCAGGACCUGUACUUUAUAAUGAGCUCCACUCAGCUCGAUAUUAAAGUCGAUCAGUUUGACUCUCUCAUCCGAUGGUAUCAUCAAAACUUGGUGGAACAUGCUACAUUGUUAAAGUACAAUGGUUUUGUACCCUCUCUGAAGGAACUGCACAUUAUUUUAAUAGAGCACCCAACUUUGGUAACUUACAAGAUAGUCCAGAUCCCGAUAUGAAAACUAACCGAUUGUUUUUUUUUUAGCGGCGGUAACCAUGCUUACCACCUGACGAUUUGCCUGAACGAGGCCGAUGAAAAUUUCUCCACCGAUGGCUUAGGAGAGAACAAAGAAGCGGAAUCAUUGAGAUCGGCACUUUUCAGCAACGAACGUUACAGGGCCAACAUAGCCGUUAUGCCAUGGUUAAAUAGACGAGGAGUGCUUGAUGCUUUCGCCACUGAGAAAGCCCAAUAACUACUCUUAGACUUGACUGAAACAAUAAAAAGCUUUUUAUAUCAGCUGUAUAUAGGAA
Drosophila suzukii is the source of this 2885-nucleotide messenger RNA. The record is from RefSeq and is a predicted model, not a curated record. Lineage: Eukaryota; Metazoa; Arthropoda; Insecta; Diptera; Drosophilidae.